This is a messenger RNA of Vitis riparia (riverbank grape), 2071 nucleotides long. RefSeq names its product probable polygalacturonase. Lineage: Eukaryota; Viridiplantae; Streptophyta; Magnoliopsida; Vitales; Vitaceae. The record is from RefSeq and is a predicted model, not a curated record. Bases 107 to 1591 code for a protein of 494 amino acids. Gene Ontology annotation, molecular function: polygalacturonase activity. Gene Ontology annotation, biological process: carbohydrate metabolic process. The transcript has 5 exons.
UCUCACCAUACACCAUUUUUUCUACCCCAGUUUUUAUUUUCAAUUAAUUAUUUUUUUUUUAAAUUUAUAAAUUAUAAAUUUCAAGUUGGAAGAUUUCAGAAGUUUAAUGUAUCUAAAGUGUAAAAUGGAUUCAGAGAAAGCAUGGUUUGGUGCAGCAAUGGGUGGUUUUACCAGGCCUUCAUGGGCAUUUCUGCCACUUGUAUUUAUAGUUCUAGUCGUUUCCUGUUUCCAAAUCGGCACCAAAACUGUUUUCCCGAGAUGGGUCGUGUUGGGCGGCGGAGAAACCGGAAUAUCGGAAGAAACACCCAGCUGUUUCGGGUUUUUCCGGGAGGUGCCGCCGAGGAAGGUGGUGAUGUCGAUAAGAGAUUUCGGUGGGGUGGGCGACGGCGUGACGUCCAAUACCGAAACGUUUCGGAGGGCUAUACGGUACAUGCAAAGUUUCGGAAACAAAGGUGGGUCCCAGCUUAACGUUCCAAGAGGAAGAUGGGUUACGGGAAGCUUCAAUCUCACCAGCAAUUUCACCCUUUUUCUGGAAGAGGGUGCCGUGAUUCUGGGUUCCCAGGAUUUGGAGGACUGGCCAAUCAUAGAGCCUUUGCCUUCAUAUGGAAGAGGAAGAGAGAGAUUAGGUGGAAGACAUAUUAGUCUUAUCCAUGGAGAUGCUCUCACCAAUGUUGUCAUUACUGGACAGAAUGGAACAAUUGAUGGUCAAGGAAAGAUGUGGUGGGAGCUGUGGUGGAACAGGACAUUGGAGCACACCCGAGGCCACCUGCUUGAAAUUAAGAACUCUCAGAACAUUCUCAUCUCAAACCUCACCUUCACAAACUCUCCUUUCUGGACUAUCCAUCCUGUUUACUGCAGCAAUGUUGUUAUCAAAGACAUGACAAUCUUGGCUCCUCUUAAUGCCCCAAACACCGAUGGUAUUGAUCCAGACUCAAGUACCAAUGUCUGCAUUGAAGACUGUUAUAUUGAGAGCGGGGAUGAUCUUGUAGCAGUGAAAAGUGGGUGGGAUCAGUACGGCAUCGCCAUGGCUCGUCCAAGCUCAAACAUCAUAGUGAGGAGACUUUCAGGGACUACUCCAACGUGUUCUGGGGUUGGAAUAGGCAGUGAGAUGUCAGGUGGAAUUUCAAAUGUCACCAUGGAGGAUUUGCAUAUUUGGGAUUCUGCAGCUGGGGUACGAAUAAAGACUGAUAAGGGGAGAGGAGGAUAUGUGGUAAAUAUUACCAUAAAUAACAUAAGAAUGGAGAGAGUUAAGGUACCUAUAAGGUUCAGUAGAGGCUCCAAUGACCACCCUGAUGACGGAUGGGACCCAAAAGCUGUCCCAAAAAUAAAGGGUAUUUUUAUAAGUAAUGUGCUCAGUUUGAAUUCAACGAAAGCCCCACUCUUGGAGGGUAUUGAGGGUGCACCUUAUGAAGGGAUAUGCAUGAAAAAUGUUACUCUACUUGGUCUUGCUCCAGCAGCAAAGUGGCACUGUGAAUUUGUCUCAGGUUUUACAGAUGUGGUCUUUCCAGUGUCAUGUCCCCAGAUGCAGAGCAAUGUUUCUUCAUCAUGGUGUUUAGACCACCUUGGAAAUUUACAAAUUGAUAGCAGUUAACUGAAUUUGAUCUUGAGGAUUUACUUGAAUCACAUCUCAGCAAUUGGCGAUCUGCGGCAGCUUUGAGCAAAUGGGAUAAAUUUGAACCAUACUACAGCUUGGGAACCAUUGGAUUGGGAUUGUUGUGCAUUUUGUCGAUCAAAAAUUCAAUCUAGUGCCAGUGCUCUUGAGGUUGAAAGCACAUAUGGCCCAUUAUUACCUCAAGAUUCUGCUGAAGGUGCAAUCAUCUUGAGUGGUUGGACUGGCUAGUCAGGAUGAUUUGUCUUAUGUUGGGCAGGUUCUCUUAACCAUGUUCCAUCUGUAAUUUUUGUCUUUUUUUUUUAUUUCAAGCUCAGGUUAUACAAUCACAGGUUCAUAUAGAAAAAUCCAUUUAGUUUUUGUAGAGAUUGCUGUGAUACAUAUACAGAUUACUGGGAUAUGUAUACAGAAAACAAAUUCAUUUUAUAAAUGGGAUGUUCACAUUGUCAUCUUGGUUCUCAA